CACCGUUCAUAUGUACCUCAAUAGUCAGCACAGGAUUUACGUGGUUUUCAGCUUGAAGUGGCAAUGAGUCAGUUUCCCUUCUGCGUAAUAGCCUAGAAACGCUAAAGAUUCGGUGUUGCACGUCUGGACCAAAGGCUCCGGUUGAUUUCGUCGCUGUUCUGGUGCUUUACGGUGCAGAAGGAUAUGGUUUUCUCAUCGUCCCAGCAAGUGGUUGUCGCAUUUACGGCGGUGUUGUUUGCGUUUGUGGUGUUCCCUAGAAUGUUCGGCGUAGGAUCCGGAGCGAAGGAAACAAGAGGUUUUGAUGCUCGCUACAACAGAAAAGCGGGACCAGGACCAGGACCAGGUGCAGUGAGAGGGCAGCCGGUCAACAAGAACACGCCUGGCUCCAUGAACAAAGCUCAGACCCUGGAGAACAUGCAGCAGAUGAAGGUGAUGAUGGAGCAGGAGAUGAAGGGUGACAAAUACAAAACCAACAGCAACAAGGGCUACGUGUUCACGCUGAUGCCGCUCUACGCCAUCGGAGUCGGCCUCUUUGCAGCGUACAAAUUUCUGAAGAUCAAGUCUGCAGAUGACUCCCAAGCCCAAAAGAAUAAGGAUGCCAAAGGUCCCAAGAAGUCGGAGGAGACAGAGAAUCAGCUUACAGAGCUGGAGCAGCGGCUAGCGCAAACAGAGAAGAUGCUCAACUCCAUUCUCACCCAACUUGACCCAUUGACAAGUUGUGUCAAGUCUGUGGCCCAGGAACAGAAGAACGAGAUCAUGUCCCAACUCCAGUCCAUCCGCCACCUGAUGAAGAAGAGAGGCAUGGACUGCCCACCCCUUAACAUUGAAGAGCCGCAGUGCGAGAGGAACCUGGAUGACCUCAUCGAGUCUCUGGCAGCCCACAGCGACACCUCGCCAGAGGUGGUCGCUCCUGCGGAAGACGAUCAAAGUGGUGUCGUGAAAGAGGAGGAGCCAGUCCACCACCAGCAGCACCCUGAAUCCAAGGAUGAGUACUCAGCGACCGAUGCUGAGGAGGACAUGCCCUCCUUGGACGAUUCUUGUGAGACAAACAUUGAGGACAUGGGCCUUGCCCAGAGCAUUCCAGAAGAAAUGCCUACAACUGGGCUCAGACGACGUAACAGGCUGGAAUGAACAGGAAAAAAAGGGGGUUGUUUUAAACUGUACAUGAAUAAAGCCAUACAUGUAUUUUCUCAUUCUU
This is a messenger RNA of Salmo salar (Atlantic salmon), 1198 nucleotides long. RefSeq names its product Coiled-coil domain-containing protein 107 (gene cc107). Gene Ontology annotation, biological process: synaptic transmission, cholinergic; protein localization to cell surface. The record is from RefSeq and is marked provisional. NCBI's taxonomy places the organism in Eukaryota, Metazoa, Chordata, Actinopteri, Salmoniformes, Salmonidae. Gene Ontology annotation, cellular component: neuronal cell body; neuron projection; intracellular membrane-bounded organelle.